Molecule: messenger RNA, 666 nt
Organism: Seriola dumerili (greater amberjack)
Lineage: Eukaryota; Metazoa; Chordata; Actinopteri; Carangiformes; Carangidae
Gene: ifnphi1
Product: interferon a3-like
Exons: 5
Coding region: 1-567 (188 amino acids)
Biological process (GO): defense response
Cellular component (GO): extracellular region
Molecular function (GO): cytokine receptor binding
Source: RefSeq, a predicted model, not a curated record
AUGAUCAGCUGGACCAGCCUCCUCGUCCUCUGCAGCGUCCUGAGUCCUGCUCUCUGCUGUGAUUGGCUCAGACACUACGGUCACUACAGCAACAUCUCUCUGACCCUCAUCCGCCUCAUGGCCGGCCAGCUGACUGAACAGGACAGUCCAGUUUCCUUUCCAUACAAAUUCUACAAACACAUACGCAACUCUGAGGUGAGGUCCAAGGUGGUUUUCAUCAGAGACAGUCUGGUCCAGAUCUCUGACCUUUAUCGCCAUGACAACCUCUCCUCCGUUUCCUGGGAUAUCGACAAUACUAAUAGAUUCCGGAUGAGCAUCGACAGACAGAUAGACGGCCUGAACACCUGUGUGUCGACUGAGCAGAGAGCCGACAACCGUCUGAGGAAAUACUACAGGAGACUGAGGACAAGUACUCUGGACCGCACUGGGGCGGGGCCUGCGUCCUGGGAGCUGAUCAGGAAGGAGACUCAGCUGCACCUGGAUCAGUUGGACCUGCUGGUGAACUCCAUCAGAUCUUCAGCUGCUGCCAGCAGGAGGCGCUCUACACCAAGUCAACACCAAGACUGACACAAUGCCUCUCAUCAACUGUUUCUGUCUAUUUAUUGAUUUAUCAGGUUUAUAUUUAUUGAUUUAUCAGGUUUAUAUUUAUUUAUUUAUUUAUUUGUA